Molecule: messenger RNA, 633 nt
Organism: Bacidia gigantensis
Lineage: Eukaryota; Fungi; Ascomycota; Lecanoromycetes; Lecanorales; Ramalinaceae
Exons: 2
Coding region: 1-633 (210 amino acids)
Molecular function (GO): oxidoreductase activity
Source: RefSeq, a predicted model, not a curated record
AUGUCGACAAUGCAAGCAAUCGUUAUAUCAGAAUUUGGCGGUCCUGAAGUCCUUAAAUAUAGAACGGUUGCCAAGCCCCUCCCAGAGCAGCAUCAAGCUCUCAUCAGGGUGAAGGCCUUUGGACUUAACCAUGCAGAGCUUCACAUGCGUCGCGGAGAGUGGGAUGAGUGGAACCCUAUAUCCGGCUUAGAAUGUGUAGGCAUUAUCGAAGCCUGCCCGAGCGGCGAAUUUUCUGUGGGAUCGAAAGUGGCAGGAGUGAUGGGCGGUAUCGGCAGAGACCGCCCUGGCGGAUACGGCGAGUUCGUAAACGUGCCAGUCAGCAAUAUUGUUUCACUGGAGACUCGAUUACCGUGGGAACAGCUCGCUGCACUGCCCGAGGUCUACUGUACAGCUUGGUCAUGCCUUUUCACCGUUCUGAACCUCCAACAGGACGAGACUUUACUGAUCCGUGGAGCCACUUCUACCAUUGGACAAGCGGCACUCAAUCUUGCAGUCAACGUAGGAGCAAAAGUCACCGCAACAACGCGUCAGGAAGCUCGAUUUGAUCUGCUUCGAGAGAUGGGAGCCGAGGACGUCAAAUUUGAACAGCAAGACUUAGGCAGGCAAUUCGAAACGAUUGGAAGUCCCCCCUAA